CUCUCGGCAUCUGUGUGUGUCGCUCUACUGACAACAGCCGCCAACGCUCCAGGUUAUUCGGCUCAGUAAGUCGCAUCGCGUUUUGAUCACCGCUCAGUUGAUCGGAGCCAUUCAAACGCGUCGCUGCUGCUCAGUGAAUUCAAUUUGCUGCUUACCCUAAUAAGAAGAAAAAAUAAACUACACACAUAUAUAGUAUUUAUACGUAUAGAACUGCGUAUACGUUGUAUAUACCCUUUGUGUAAAUUCAACAUUUUAUUGCAAACAAAAAAAAAUAGCGCGAAUUAGGUGUUCAUAAAUUAUAACAAAAAAAAAAAACGCGUUCAGAAUAGUUUCGAGUUUUUUGUUGUUGCAAAUUUAAACGUUGUUGUUCCGUCGGAUAUUGGUGCACAGAUGCCUUAAAUUUGCGUUCGUCGUCAUGUGAUGUUUGCUUAGUGCGCAGGCACGUAAAACCACAACGACAAAAAAAAACAAAAAAACAAAUCACAACACAAAAACGCUACGAACAAAUUAUUCAGUCAAAAUGUUUAAGGAGAAGUGCAACAGUUGCUGAUAUUGGUGACGUUCGAUCCCUAAAUAAGAAGGAAGUUUGAACGCAAUAAAGGAGUUGAACUGCUGCAAAAAAUGUAUAGCGAUAAUGGAACGGAGUACAGCACAAGCACAAAUUCCAAUUUACACAUCAUAAAUCGAAUCAAUGGCAAGAAUUGCAGCACAUCUUCAACAGAUUCGGGCGUCAGUUUGAUUGAUAAUACGGCCACAUACAAGGCGGAGCCAACGUCCAAAGAUAACAGUUACAAGAAUAGCACAAAUUGUGAUGAAACAAAGCAAACGCCGGAAGAGACGGAAACAAGUCCGCAUCGUAUAAGCAUUGAGGUUGAGGCAAAAGUAGACGUCAAACAGAAGCCAUCAGCAGCAGCAGGAACAGGAAAAGGAGCGAAAAAAUCAUCACCCGCACUCUCAAUACGCAGCACAACGAUCUCCAUUGUAUCGAUCGAUGAGAAUGCCAUCGAUUCCAGCUGCAUUGACAGCGACUCUGAGGCAGAGCCAGACGAUGGCUGUACGGUGCAGAAGCUUGGCCAACAGGUCACCUACCCGCCACAAAGCGACGAACUGACGCAGCUCAACAAAGGGCUAACGGUGAUUAGUCGACAGGUGGUGCCCUGCACAGGCGAGGGGCUGCCAGCACCGCCCACAUCAGCUGAUAUCGUGGCCAAACAGCUGCUCAAUGGCAAUCUGGGCCUGGUAACGCCACCAACGCCAGCCACGUCCCAGCAAAUUGGCAAUAUUGCGUUAACCAACACGACAGAUGUUACCUUUGGCGACAAGCACUACUACGAGGGUCCUGUUACGAUACAACAGAUCCUGAUCGAUAAUCGUGAAAAGUUCAAAAAUCUCGAUGGUCAUGAAAAUCCCGGUUACGAUCCACAAUCAAAGGCAAAUGGCAACGCUCCAGAUGAUAAGGUGAACGAGUCGUGCAAGGAGCCCGUGUUGUGCCCGUUUCUGCCACAUUCAAUCAGUCGCAAGGCCAUUAUUAUAACAGCAAUCUUUGUGGUGUUAACCAUAAUACUGGGAGUUAUAUUGGGAACGACCACAAAUCUAUUUGGAAAGACGUUGAAUAAAAGUAAGCUUGGUGAUGGCGACGAUUCCCGACUAAAUAUUCCAAUCAAUUCAACAAUAGAUCGGGACAAUAUCGGGGGUGGCCUAGUCCUGAGAUUUGUGCCCCGUGCUGCUUGGCUGGCGCAGCCACCACAGAAGGUGCUACCUAAUCUGGAUCUGCCGGUGCCCAUGGUUAUAGUAUUGCCCACAAAUUCAGAGAACUGCAGCUUUCAGGCGCAGUGUGUAUUCAGGGUUCGCUUUCUGCAGACCUACAACAUUGAGUCGCAGCAACUUGAUGACAUUGCAUUCAAUUUUCUCAUUGGCGGCGAUGGCAAUGUGUAUGUGGGACGUGGCUGGGAAACGGUCGGUGCCCACAUGAUUGGCUACAAUACGCGUAGCCUGAGUCUUGGCUACAUUGGCUAUUUUCGGCACCAACAGCCAUCACCGAAGCAGCUGAAUGUAACCCGACUGUUGCUCGAGGAAGGCGUCAAAUUGGGUAAAAUUGCCACCAAUUAUAUAUUGGUGGGUGCUGGCAGCUUGGAGCCCGGUCAAACCGAAUACAAUGCAGAGCAGCUAUACCAGAGCUUUAGCAAUUGGACACACUGGACCACAGUAGUUUAAGCCAUCCAAGAAAUAAUUGUAGUCAUGACUGGAUUUUUUUGGUUUUUUGAUUUGUGGCAUAUUUCACUAAGCUAGUAUUUGUAAGUCUUCUAAACAAAAUUGUGAUAAUAAAAAAACAAAAGUA
This is a messenger RNA of Drosophila grimshawi, 2338 nucleotides long. It is a transcript of the gene PGRP-LC, whose product is annotated as peptidoglycan-recognition protein LC. Gene Ontology annotation, molecular function: zinc ion binding; N-acetylmuramoyl-L-alanine amidase activity. Lineage: Eukaryota; Metazoa; Arthropoda; Insecta; Diptera; Drosophilidae. The record is from RefSeq and is a predicted model, not a curated record. The transcript is spliced from 4 exons. Gene Ontology annotation, biological process: peptidoglycan catabolic process. The coding region runs from base 622 to 2214 and encodes 530 amino acids.